Molecule: messenger RNA, 2058 nt
Organism: Magnolia sinica
Lineage: Eukaryota; Viridiplantae; Streptophyta; Magnoliopsida; Magnoliales; Magnoliaceae
Exons: 1
Coding region: 1-2058 (685 amino acids)
Source: RefSeq, a predicted model, not a curated record
AUGGCUCUGGAUUUUCUUGAAGUGGUACCUGCAGAAUCUGAAUGUAAAUGGUAUGUGAAGUGCAUCGAAGACUGCAAACUCACAUCUCUUGCUCCUUCAGAUGUUUACAUGGAGCUACUUUACUUUAUUGCUAUUAACUGGAAAAUUCUUGGCACUAUUGAUGUAAGAAGCAUCCCUCUUAGCAGAUACAUUACUGCAGAGCGGAAGUGGAUGUUUGGUGAUGUCCGUUAUGUUAAACAGGUAGAAAAUGUUUGUUAUGCUUUGGACUCUCAACAGCAUGCCUGGAUCAAUAAGUGGAACAUAGAGUUCGGAUGUCCGGGUAAUCUGUAUUUCUUAUCCGUUUCCAAUCAGAUGGCUCUUGUAAGCCAUGUUAGUAGAAGACACUUGUUUGCUUGGCUUUCUGGUGAUGCAGGCGUGGUAUCUGCUACUGUCUAUGAAUAUAUUUAUCUGGUUCAGGAAUUUGCAAGGGAAACAGGUGACCCAAAACUUCUGAAAUCACUCACUCAUUUUCUGUAUCACUCCCACUUGAAGAAUUUUGUUACUGAAUCUGAGGUCUACAGUGUCCGUGAAUCCAUGCCCAUAAUUGCUGGGCAUGACCAAAUAUGUGAUGAAAGGACUGAAACUCUUGUUCCUGCAUCUGGAAGUAAGUGGGUGAAGCUGAUGGGUUGCAAUCCAUUUGUAGAAAAGAAGUACAUUGAUUUAGGGGAGGCAUAUACUGAAAGCGGUACUUUUGCCGGGGAGCAUACGCCGAAGGAAGAUCUAAUCAAAUUUCUAACCAAGUAUAUGAAAGCCAAGGACUUGCUGGAACUAUGUCCUCCGUAUCUGGCAUUGCCGGUGGCUUCCUCACAACUACGAGUAGAUCAGGCAUUUUUGCUACUUGAAUGGAUCCGGACUUUGCAGUUUAACAAAGUGGAGAUGCCUGCAAUGUUCAUCGAGCGCAUAAGAGUUGGGAAAUGGAUGAAAACCUGCUCUGGCUUCAAUUCACCAAAUCAUUGCUUUCUUUUUCAUGACGAGGGGGAAUAUGUUUUCUUGCAAAUGGGUAAUGUUCUCUGGGGCUUCUCAGUUAUAGAUGAGCAGUUUUAUGGGACGAAGAUUAGAUUGUAUGCAGAUGAGCUGAAAUUGAUUGGGGUGAGGUUUGAGUCGAUGGAUGUAUGCAGACUAAUAAUCGACCAUGUUACAUCUCUUGCUUCAUCAAGAAUUACUAGCGAACAUGGAAUUUUACUGCUGGAGUUUAUUAGAUACUUAAAGAAGGGAGAAAAACUCUAUGAUGAAUUUUUGAGAACUUUGAGAAAGGGGGAAUGGAUGAAGAGCUCUAAAGGGUAUGUAGCUCCAUUUGGGUCGGUUUUCCUUCCAUCUAUUACAGGAGCUCUUUUACAAAUUACAAACCUUCCUGUCAUCGAUGAAACAUUCUACGGAACCACUUUUGGUUGCUAUACUGCUGAGCUCAAGUUGUUGGGAGUUGUGAUGGACAUGGAAGAGGUGUAUAAAUUGACUGCAGAUAAUUUCACAUUUCCCGAAGCUCUAUCUACUGUAACUAGAGAAAGUGUUCUGCUGAUACUAAGGUGCCUCCGAAAUUUGGGUCCUUUGGCUGCUGGUUUAAUUGAAAAGAUCAGCUGUGAACCUUGGUUGAAAACAAGCUUAGGAUUUAAGUCUCCUUCUUCAUCUUUUCUUCCUAACUCUGAAUAUGGACUUUUAUUGAAUGUGGUGGAAGUUCCCCUUAUUGAUGAAUCCUUUUAUGGUAAUGAAAUUUGCUCAUUCAUCGCUGAACUGAAGGCAAUUGGGGUGGUCCUAGAUUUCGAAAGUUCAAUCAAGAAAGUUGUCAUUCAGUUCAAGUUAGUCUCAUCUUCUGGUGGUCUAACUAGUGCUAAUGUUCUCUCACUGCUGACUUGCACUAAGAAUAUGAAAGAAACAGUGCCUUCAUUAUUGUCAACAUUCAGGUCCUUUUUGUUUGGGGAGAGCUGGUUGAAGACUCGACACGGCUUCAAAUCUCCACCAGAAUCAGUUCUGUUUGAUGUGAAAUGGGGAACGAUCUCUCAAUAUGUUGAUCUUGAAAACUGA